CUGACGGCAGACGACAAAAGGAGGGAAAUGAUGAAUUCAGACAAUUUAACCUCCCAAAGCUUCCUCUCUGCGAUUCAUAGCAAUGCCAGCAGUUUAUUCUCAGGGCUCCAGUUUGUUCAGUCCUUCAAGCCACUCAUCAUCCCCUGCUACUCGCUGGUAGUUUUUAUUGGUGUCAUCGGGAAUUACCUUCUCAUUUAUGUCAUCUGCAAGACAAAAAAAAUGCACAAUGUCACCAACUUUCUGGUAGGCAAUCUGGCUUUCUCAGACAUGCUCAUGUGUGCAACCUGCGUGCCCCUGACACUGGCGUACGCCUUUGAGCCCAGAGGAUGGGUGUACGGCCGUUUCAUGUGCUACUUUGUUUUCCUGAUGCAACCUGUCACUGUGUUUGUGUCUGUCUUUACCUUGACCGUCAUAGCUGUGGAUAGGUACUACGCCAUGGUGUACCCGUUCCGCAGGAGGCUCACAAUCCCAAUUUGUGCUUAUAUCCUGGCUGCUAUUUGGCUGCUGAGCUGUACCUUGGCUGCCCCGGCUUUGGUCCACACUUACCACGCGGAGUUCCCAGAACUGGAUUUCUCUAUCUGCGAGGAGUUUUGGUUCCACAAGAAAAGGGAUCGCUUAGCUUACGCCUACAGCACUCUCAUCAUCACCUACGUACUGCCUUUGGCUGUCAUCUCCCUGUCCUACCUGAGAAUCUCAGUCAAGCUGAAAAACCGUGUCGUCCCAGGCAACGUCACCCAGGGCCAAGCGGAGUGGGACCGAGCAAGGAGGAGGAAGACUUUUCGCUUGCUAGUCUUGGUGGUGGCAGCCUUUGGAGUCUGUUGGCUGCCUCUGCACAUCUUCAACAUGAUAAAGGACAUAGACAUCAGCUUGAUUGACAAGCAGUACUUCAACUUCAUCCAGCUGCUGUGCCACUGGUUUGCAAUGAUGUCUGCCUGUACCAAUGCCUUCCUUUAUGCCUGGCUCCAUGACAGCUUCAGGGGGGAGCUGAAGAAAAUGUUUGCAUGGAGAAAGAAGAAAAUUGGACCCACUACAAACUGCAUUAUGGCCAGUGUGGUGCUGUAAAUGAGAGCUGGUGGGAGUGCA
Molecule: messenger RNA, 1083 nt
Organism: Eurypyga helias (sunbittern)
Lineage: Eukaryota; Metazoa; Chordata; Aves; Eurypygiformes; Eurypygidae
Product: prolactin-releasing peptide receptor-like
Exons: 1
Coding region: 28-1062 (344 amino acids)
Biological process (GO): G protein-coupled receptor signaling pathway
Cellular component (GO): neuron projection; plasma membrane
Molecular function (GO): neuropeptide Y receptor activity; neuropeptide binding
Source: RefSeq, a predicted model, not a curated record